ACUACUGCUGCUGUCCACCGCGCCUGCGCACUGCGGCUCCAGGGAGCCUUGAUUUUGUCCGGGAUUCCCAAUUCUGCAGCACAGAGCGGAGCUAGCAGUGAGAACAGGCGCCGAUCAGGAGGGAAUUACCGCAAGCUACGGGCAAGCACGGCCGGGAUCAGCCUUCUGUCUUCCAGCUGAACCCCCCCUGCAGAGCCCCAGCCCGGAGAUCCGAGGGCUCCUGUGUAUUGUGUCGUCAGGUGAUCGUGCAUUGCUGCCUAUAACCACAAUGGGUAAACAGAACAGCAAGCUCGCCCCUGAGGUGAUGGAAGACUUGGUGAAGAGCACAGAGUUUAAUGAACAUGAACUGAAACAGUGGUAUAAAGGUUUUCUUAAGGACUGCCCAAGUGGAAGACUCAACCUGGACGAGUUUCAGCAGCUCUAUGUAAAGUUUUUCCCAUACGGGGACGCAUCAAAGUUUGCCCAGCACGCUUUCAGAACCUUUGAUAAAAACGGAGAUGGAACCAUCGACUUCAGAGAGUUCAUCUGUGCACUGUCCAUCACUUCAAGGGGAAGCUUUGAACAGAAACUAAAUUGGGCUUUCAAUAUGUAUGACCUGGACGGAGACGGUAAAAUCACCAGAGUGGAGAUGCUGGAGAUCAUAGAGGCUAUCUAUAAAAUGGUGGGCACUGUGAUAAUGAUGAAAAUGAAUGAGGACGGCCUGACGCCCGAGCAGCGGGUAGACAAGAUCUUCAGCAAGAUGGAUAAGAACAAAGAUGACCAAAUCACACUGGAUGAAUUCAAAGAAGCGGCAAAAAGCGACCCUUCCAUUGUAUUACUCCUCCAGUGUGACAUUCAAAAAUGAGUUCGCCCUGAUGCGUUUCGGACUGCACAAAAAAAAAAAAAAAAAAUAAAGUCAAUGUUCCAUUCAGUUUGCAGCUAUUUCCAUGACGAAAACAGAAACAAAACAAAACAAAACAAAAAAAUAAUAAUAAAAAAAACAAACAAAAAUAAUUGCUUGGACUACCUAUAAAUGGACUUGCUUCUUGUGUUUGAGACACUCGUGUGCAUGAGAAUGUCAUUUGCUAAAGAAUUUUAAAAGUAUAUACUAUAUAUAUAUAUAUUAAAAAAAAUACAAAAACAGACAAACAAACAAACAAAAAAAAAAAGGAAAAAAAAUGACUGCCACAAUGUGAAGUGUGCAAUGUAAUUUCAUAAGUCCCUGAAGCCUGUGCAUCAGUAAUGUACUGCAUAAUGAUACUAUUUAUUGUUUUACUGAUGCUAGCUGUGUGUCUCCUUUUACGUGUUAGUGGUAGUGACACUGAUUUGCCAUGGCGAUGUUACUGUUCCCGACUAGCGCAUCUCACCUGCUGUAAAGUAGUCCCGGGCAGGCGGAGGGACAUGACUUCUGCUCAUGGAUCUACACCGUCCCUUUUCACAGAUGUGUUUGUGAUGUCGGUGAAUAUAUAUAUAUAUAUGUAAUUCAUUUGCAUGCCUACUUAGGUUUGCCUUAAUUCUUACCUCAUUUUGCGCCCUUGACGAAUUUGGAAAGAAGCGAAUCGGGAGAAUCGGAGAGAGAGAGAGAGAGAGAGAACAAAUGCAAGUCCCAAUGGAACCCUCCCAAAUUCAUUCAGAGAAAUAUAUAUAUAUAUAUAAAUAUAUAGAUGUAUGUACAUAUAAGUUUCAGCCAAGAUGAUAUAUACGUAUGUUUAUGUAUAUAGUAUUAUAUACAUAGGUACUCAUACAUAAGAUGCAUAUAUGAAGGUAUAGAAAGAUGACCUGUUGUUUCAAUGGGCUUGAGCGCAGUAUUGAUUUGUCAGAAAAGUAGACUGACGUCUGAAUUUUCAAAAGAGGUUGCAAUAUAUGUCCCCAAAUAAAUAAUUUAUACCAUUUGACUCUU
Hyla sarda is the source of this 1879-nucleotide messenger RNA. It is a transcript of the gene VSNL1, whose product is annotated as visinin like 1. The record is from RefSeq and is a predicted model, not a curated record. The transcript has 4 exons. Gene Ontology annotation, molecular function: calcium ion binding. Bases 269 to 844 code for a protein of 191 amino acids. Lineage: Eukaryota; Metazoa; Chordata; Amphibia; Anura; Hylidae.